UAUAUACAUUCAUGUACAUUUAUCUUUAUAAAUGUAAAAGCUCCAAAAGUCAAUAUGUAUCACAAUGCCUGUCUGUAGAUGCUAGAGGAAUGACACUUCCCUUGAGCUAUUUUAAGUGAAAAAGCACUCCAUUCACUGGAAACACUAAGCCUGUCUGUCUCACCCCUUUUCACUUGAAAAUGUAAGCAUGUGAUUAGCACAGGAGAAAUAUUUUAGCCUGCUUCAGUUCACUUCAGUUUCAGUGGAGUCAACAACGACAGCCGAUCGCUGUUUAACACAAGAGCAAGCGAGGUAAAUGCACUCAGACAUAUUUUAAAUAUUGUAAUAUUGAUUCUGUAAUGGAUUAAAGAAUGAUAGUAUAGUACUAGAACAUGCAGAAAUGAAUGUCUGUUUAAAUGCAUUAGAUGCCUGUCAUGCAUGAUUAAUUCACCCAAGCUCAGUUACUUCUACCCAUUAAAUCAUCACCAUAUGCACAGGUCUACAGAGGGACAUCAGAUCAAUGCAAUAUGGAUUAGGAGUCAACCACUACUGUGACUGUAGUUUUCCAGUUAUUCUUCUUCAGUUUAAUAUAUGCAUUAAGCUCAUCAAUAAUUAAUACUGAACACACCAUCACUGCAAACUGUAAAUGACUAAACCAUGAUGCAUACAUUAAACUGAAGAGGAGGAUGAAGACUUAACCGGAAAACUGCUUUCAAUCUCAAUCUAUAUUGUAUUGAAUUUAUGUUCAUCUUUAAGCUGUUAGACAUUGAGUUAAAUGUUACACUGACACAUUUAUUUUUAAUAAUUGGUAUAGAUAUUUAGCUAAAUUGAGCAGAAACUCCUGAUAGAUUCACUGAAUGCUGCCCUGCAGCAGAUUUUUGCUACUUAUUUUUUAAUGCUAAUUUUCCGCCUCCUGAAACUUGUUGGCAAUGACAAUGCAAUGUAAUUAAUUUUGUAAUUUGUUUUAUAGAUAUGGAAACUGUUAUCUGACCCAGUGAAGUACUAAAUAAGAUAUAUUUAUGUCUUCCCUGUACCUUUUGUGAGGUCCAAGUCACUUUUACUAAGGAUACAGUAAAAAAAAAAGUUGUAGUAUGGAUAAGAAAUUGGACCUAUCCAGACUCACGGAUGAGGAGGCCAAGCACGUGUGGGAGGUGAUCCAGAGAGACUUCGAACUUAGGAAGAAAGAGGAGGAGAGACUCGGGAAUUUAAAGACCAAGCUUGAGAAGGAGGACACAAAGCGAGAGCUCCUGAGCUCUCAGUCCAACCUCACUGCUUCCCACUGCAUUCGCUGCCUGCAGCCCUUCAAGUUCCUGGUGAACAGCAAGCGUCAGUGUCUGGACUGCCAUUUCUACAUCUGCAAGACUUGCAGCCGCUACAGUACAAAGGAGCACGGCUGGGUGUGUGAUCCAUGCCGAAUGUCCAGGGUCCUGAAAAUUGGAACCCUGGGCUGGUAUCACGACAACAUACGCUCUCGCUUCAAGCGCUUUGGUAGCGCCAAAGUGAUGAGGUCGCUCUACAAGAGAUUAAACGGAGAGGGUCGCCGUGAUGAUGAUGUGCAAUCUAUGCCUGACAUCCACAAUGUGUACAAUGGCCAUGAUGAUGAGCAUAUGGAUGCAAUGGAAGCUCAGCGCUAUAAGCAGAUGCGAAAGACGAAGCGUCUACUCUCUGUCCACCCUACGGACCUGGAAAUAGAUGAAAAUGGCAGCCAUUCUCGGCGAAAUUCCGUGCAGUAUAUACAAGAUGAGCGUGGAAUGCUGCGGAAUGAUUUGGAACACAGCGCUGACAUGUACCAUCACCAUCAUCACCGCAUGAAUCGGAGGAAGAGUCUAGAUCGUUUCUCACGACCAGAUGAUGGCAUGUACUCUGAGCACAGGAUGGUACGUGCUCGCUCUCUAUCCAAGAUCUCUGCCUUACCACAGCGUUCCUACUAUCUGGACACCUCGGAGGAGGAGGAUGCUUAUCAUUUCCCCGUCUACCAACUCCAAUCGCGCCGUCGUAGUCGGGCGUCCUCACAGGAAAACAUCACUUACAGCACUCCUCCAAUUAAUGAACUGAACAAGAGAAUGUAUGCCAUUGAGAGUCUCUUGAAUCGACUGGAGGAGAAGAUGAACGUGCCUAAUGAUCAGCAGGCACAAGCCUCAGCAAGCCAGCUGGAGGAGGAGAAGCUGAAAAAGAAGCUGGAUGAGCUGAUGAGUGACAGAGCACUGUCUUCAGAUGAGGAUGAGCCAAAGAAACCCAUUCAAUUCAAGGGGCCUGGUGUGAAAGGUUCCCAGCGAACUGAACAAGCAUCCUCAGUACAGGAAGCAGCCUUGAGCUCCUCUAGUGAUGAGAUGCCUACUGAGACUCAGAAGGUAUAUCUGACAGCAGGGAAGUCAUUUGACAUGGAGAGAAAGUUGAGGCAGAUCGAACGGAAUGCUAAGAACCAUUAUAGAGGCCCUCUCACUGACUCUGAACUCUCUGAACUGGAAGAUCAGCUUGCAGCAACUGCUUCGAAAGUGCAGACUACAGAGAGUGAGGUGUCGGACAUUGAGAAUAAAAUCGCUGUUCUUAGUGCAUCAGGACUAUCGAUAGAUAAAGCCAAGAAAAAGGCGUCAAGCAUACAAAAAAGAAGAACGUCCCAAGACAUCCUCAUAAACAGAGUACAUUUUUGAACAUGUAGUUAGCACUACUUUAAUAAUACUUUUCUACAGCUUUUCUUCACACCACUGCUUUAACAACAUCGUUUUACUUUGUACUGUUUUUCUUCUUCCUCUUCUGCCCGGAGGACGUAUUGUAAUCUAGCGCAAUAACCCCGUUCCUGUCUUUUCCACACAUUCCCUGUGAUGUAUAAAGAUACAUGAGAUGUGCUUCUAAAUAAUCUUUUCAUCUAGUUAUUACUUAUCUUCAAGGCAGAAAGAAUGAUCAAUUAUCAUGAACGCUUUCUUUCUUUGGAAUAAAAAUGUGUAAAUAUAUUCCCAUUAAAACGGUCCUUAACUGAUUACUGCCUAAAGCUGAACUCUGGCCAAUAUCGAUAACGUGCAUUUAGGGAUUUAAAAUAAAGACCUCUCAGUGGGCUGAGCUUGUGUAAGGGCUACAUAAAUAACCCCAUGUGCCUUAACCCAACCCAGUUCACGCCCUCAGUACUGAUUUUCACUCAAUAAAGGUAGCUUCACAGCCCAAACAAGCAGUUUAAAGAAUGAGUAGUUUAUUAAGUUUAUUGAUCGGUUUAGGACUUAGUUACAGAUGGCUAAAUAUGUACAUUUAUUCAAAGGUGAUAGCUGUUUGUUGUUAGCAUUACAUUUUUACAAAAUAGUGAGUACACAGUAUUUAAGUAUAUAGAAAUUACAAUUAAUUACAUCUAUGUAUGCAUAGUGAAUACAUGAAAUGGCAUAAAAUAAAUACAUGGUUUCUAUAUAUGGCACCAGAAUGUAGGCUAUUAAUUACUCAGGAAUGUUGGGCUUGUAAGUAAUUUC
Ictalurus furcatus (blue catfish) is the source of this 3431-nucleotide messenger RNA. RefSeq names its product melanophilin a (gene mlpha). The coding region runs from base 1071 to 2630 and encodes 519 amino acids. The record is from RefSeq and is a predicted model, not a curated record. Gene Ontology annotation, molecular function: actin binding; myosin binding; small GTPase binding. The transcript is spliced from 13 exons. Gene Ontology annotation, cellular component: cortical actin cytoskeleton. NCBI's taxonomy places the organism in Eukaryota, Metazoa, Chordata, Actinopteri, Siluriformes, Ictaluridae. Gene Ontology annotation, biological process: intracellular protein transport.